UAAAAAGAAUUGCCCAACUUGCACAAGGCAAUGAGAAGGUGAAGAUACUGCCCACAUAUGUCUUUGUUUGCUGGUGGCGUGACUGGCAUACACUUCUUCAGAUAUCAGAUCGCACUCUUGAGUGGUCCUUGAAGGAUAUGCAGUCUCAGUGUACAGUGUUGUUUCCAAGAUGUGUUGGAGGAAAAACACCAGAAAAAGGAAACCACUUCAUACUUUGGGUAUUUGAUGGGGCUCAUAAAGAAAUUAGAAUUUAUGACUCCAUGCAAUACCAUUCCAAGAUUGAUAAAACAGAUAUGGAGAUUCUAAGGUUUGCAUUUCAGUCAUACUGGAACCUGGAUGAAUGGUCCGUCUGUUUCCCAAGUCAGUGGUUUCAAUCAGAUCAACAGAACUGUGGUGUCUUUGUGUGCACAAUGGCAGAAAUGGAGGUGAGAGGAAUGUUUGCUGAGACAGAAACACUGAAGAUGCCUCAGCUAAGAUAUCUUCGUCAGUACCACGCUACAUCCCUCAUAAAAGACAGAGUAAUCCAGGUUAAAAGAAGUAGAGGCGAAGUUUGCAUGGCAGCUGCCUUGCAUGUAUGUACAUUUCAGAAGUUAGCAGUAGAAGGUUCAUUGUAUCCCGAGGUCACUGUGCUAAGCUGGGUUCAAUGUGACCAGUGCAAUGGGUGGCUACACACAGACUGUGCUGGUGUUCAGGAGAAGAGUCUAAAAGGUAGCUUUAACUGCGGCUGUCAAUUGCCACUUCAGAGAUCCUUUGACAGAACAAGAGUCGCUCUGCAGCAAAAAGGUAUUGGAGGCCUUAUUGAAGACAGUGGAAUUGUGGCUUUACAUGACGCAUUGCUGUCAAGACAACAGAGAUCAUGUCGGAUGUAUCUAUGGGAGCAUCCAGAGACUUCCCUGAGACUCAAACAGCUAUGCAAACCAAGGUCUUUAUUCUUCAGUGAAGAUGAUACCAAUCAGCUGGCUGAGAAAAUCAAAAGGGCUCUGAAGCUCAGUGAUGACCCAGACAUGGUGAACUUCAUGUUUGAUAUCAUGAUUCCUGAGGUCACCAUCAAAAUUCUGAUGACCCAUGAAGGCUUUUGUCGCUACAAAGCUGAACUCUGCCUUCAGUCUGGAAAUUUAACACCAUGAAAAAUGCAUGAAGAAAACUUAUAAUACUAAAUUUAAUAAAACGUUUGUUACUGUUUUUUGACAA
Paramormyrops kingsleyae is the source of this 1191-nucleotide messenger RNA. The record is from RefSeq and is a predicted model, not a curated record. NCBI's taxonomy places the organism in Eukaryota, Metazoa, Chordata, Actinopteri, Osteoglossiformes, Mormyridae.